Messenger RNA from Aspergillus homomorphus CBS 101889, 2341 nucleotides. RefSeq names its product dynamin family protein. The record is from RefSeq and is a predicted model, not a curated record. Lineage: Eukaryota; Fungi; Ascomycota; Eurotiomycetes; Eurotiales; Aspergillaceae. The transcript is spliced from 5 exons. The coding region runs from base 188 to 2341 and encodes 717 amino acids. Gene Ontology annotation, cellular component: cytoplasm; microtubule; membrane. Gene Ontology annotation, molecular function: GTP binding; GTPase activity; microtubule binding.
GCUCAGCCUGGCUUUACACCCUACUACAAAUAGGUCUCACAUCUCUCACCUUCUCCACAAACUCACUAGCAACCUACACUUUACUCAACCCUACCAAAGGGACUUACAGUUACCAAUACCCUCAUCAAGAACCACCCCUCUGCAAAACCUCACCAACACCCCCACAUCCCCCACACAACCCAGCAAAAUGAAAGACGCUGCACCCCCAAGCAACACCAGCCUAGCCGAUCCGGCCUUACUCGACAAAAUCGACAGUCUAUUCGCCUGCAACAUCGGUGAAUACAUCGACCUCCCCCAGCUGGUCGUCGUGGGCGAUCAGUCGAGCGGGAAAAGCUCCGUCCUCGAGGGUCUGACCCGGCUACCGUUCCCACGCGACAGUGGGCUAUGCACCCGGUUCGCAACCCAGCUUAUAUUCCGUCGAAACAAGAACCUCACGGCCAGGAGGAUCUGCUCGUCGAUUAUUCCCGCGUCGAAUUCGAAUGCGGCUAGGGCAGGCGAGUUACGGGCAUGGGGUGCGACCUUCGAGGGGAGUCUUAGCGCGGGCCGGUUUGCUGAGAUUAUGAAAGAGGCGCACAAACUGAUGGGCGUUUCCACCACCGACAAGCCGACUCAAUUAACCUUCUCAAGAGACGUCUUUCGACUAGAAAUCUCUGGUCCGGACGAGGACCAUCUCAGCGUCAUCGAUGUCCCGGGCAUCUUCAAGUUGACUACCCCGGGGCAGACAACAAAAGCCGAUAUCCAACUUGUGAGGGACAUGGUCCUGGGCUACAUGCGGAACUCACGGUCUAUCCUGUUGACGGUCGUUGCAGCCAAUGUGGACGUGGCAAACCAGGAGAUCAUCGAGAUAGCACGGGAGCUGGAUCCCGACGGCGAGCGCACCUUGGGGGUUUUGACCAAGCCUGAUCUAGUUGACAAGGGAGCCGAACAAAAGAUACUGAACAUUAUCGCCGGGCUAGAAAUCCCCUUGCGGUAUGGCUGGAUCUUGCUGCGAAAUCUGGGGCAAAAGGAGAUGGAGCAAGGGGAAAUUGACAGAGACGCUGCAGAAACUGAAUUCGGUAAGACGGAGUUAUGGAACACAGUCGCUGCCGACAGAUUUGGCAUUGCGUCCUUGAAGUCCCGCUUGCAAGAGACAGUCACUGAGAAUGCCAGGAGGGCAUUUCCGCAUGUCCGGGCGGAAAUCAACAGAAAGCUCAGGGAAGCUAAAGCCGCUCUGCGCGUGUUGGGUGAUGAGCGAGAUACCACCAGCCAGCAACUCAAGUACCUCCUAGAUGCGGUGACCAAGUUCAACGAGAUGACGACGCAAGCCCUGGCCACCAAUUAUGGCGCCGACACAAAUUUCGAUCGGUACACUGAGCUCCGCCUCGCAACAUUGGUUGUCAAUCGAGACGAUAUGUUUGCCAGAUCGUUUGAAAUCUGGGGUCACAAAUACGAAUUUGAGAUGAACAGCAUCACUACUGCAUUCCCUGAGCCAUCGGGCGCUCAAAAUGCUACAGAUGGCGGAGCCGACAGUCAUAUUCCGCGCCGGACCACUUUCAAGACGCGAAAAUCUCCGCACGUCGAAGACCUUGAGGAUAUUCUCAUCGAUCUCGGCCAAGUCGAGAAACCCCUGAGACAAGGCAUCCACGAAUGGCUUAGAGACGAAUACCACAGCUCGCGCGGAUUCGAGCUCAACACGUUCAGCACCACAAUGCUAGCCAACGUCUUCAGAAAGCAGACGAUCAAGUGGGAAAGCGUUGCGCUGGGGUAUCUGAGUGACAUCAUCGUCACCGUACACAAGUUCAUCAUGCGGAAUCUGGAGCUAUGCCUUUCCGACAAGCGGGUCUUCCGCAACCUGGUCCCAUUUAUUAUGUUCGACCUCAUGAACUCGUACCGGGGCGCGAUGGAGCAUCUGCGACUGCUUCUUUUCAUUGAGCGGAAGGGAACGCUGAAGACCUUGGACCAUUACCUCAACGAGAACCUGCAGAGAAUACGACAGGAACGGUGGAAGACCUAUGCGGCGCAGAAAGAGAUCAACGGAGUGCUUCAUGUGCAUGACCUCGACUGCCAACAAGAGAUGAGUAACGAAGCGCACACGGUGCAAGACCUCCACGAUGUGCUGGAGUCCUACUACAAAGUGGCGAUGAAGCGGUUCGUCGACAACGUCACCAUGCAAGCGGCGGAUUACCAUCUGGUGAACGGACCCCAUGCACCGAUGAAGUUGAUUUCGGCCACAUUUGUGCACAGCUUCUCUGCUGAGAAACUGCAGGAGGCUGCCGGGGAGGACCCGAUGGUUCGCAGACGACGGGGUCAGUUGAAGAAGCAGAUAAUGGAGCUGGAAGAGGGGAAGCGGCUUUUGAUUUAG